Messenger RNA from Tympanuchus pallidicinctus (lesser prairie-chicken), 946 nucleotides. It is a transcript of the gene PCGF1, whose product is annotated as polycomb group ring finger 1. NCBI's taxonomy places the organism in Eukaryota, Metazoa, Chordata, Aves, Galliformes, Phasianidae. Gene Ontology annotation, cellular component: PRC1 complex. The record is from RefSeq and is a predicted model, not a curated record. The transcript has 9 exons. Bases 69 to 866 code for a protein of 265 amino acids. Gene Ontology annotation, biological process: negative regulation of transcription by RNA polymerase II. Gene Ontology annotation, molecular function: protein binding; promoter-specific chromatin binding.
AGGGAGCGGCGCCCAGCCCCGCCCCCGGCCCGAACCCGGAAGUGCGCGGGGGCGGAGGAGGUUCUAAGAUGGCGUCGCCUCCUCAGGGGGGCCCGAUGGCGAUCGCCAUGCGGCUACGGAACCAGCUGCAGGCCGUCUACAAGAUGGACCCGCUGCGGAACGAGGAGGAGGUGAAGGUGAAGAUGAAGGAGCUGAACGAGCACAUCGUGUGCUGCCUGUGCGCCGGGUAUUUCAUCGACGCCACCACCAUCACCGAGUGCCUCCACACCUUCUGCAAGAGCUGCAUCGUGAAGUACCUGCAGACCAGCAAGUACUGCCCCAUGUGCAACACCAAGAUCCACGAGACGCAGCCGCUGCUCAACCUGAAGCUGGACCGCGUCAUGCAGGACAUCGUGUACAAGCUGGUGCCCGGCCUGCAGGAGAGUGAAGAGAAGAGGAUCCGGGAGUUCUACCAGUCCCGUGGCCUCGACCGGGUGACGCAGCCCAGCGGCGACGACACGGUGGGGGGUGACCCCAUGGGGCUGCCCUACAGCACUUUCGACCAUUCCCGUGCCCACUACUUCCGCUACGACGAGCACGUCUCGCUGUGCCUGGAGAAGCAGAGCUCCAGCAAGGACAAGAGCAAGGCCGUUCUGCAGCAGAAGUACGUGAGGUGCUCCGUGCGGGCGCAGAUCCGGCACCUGCGGAGGGUCCUGUGCCACCGCCUGGGGCUGCCGCUGCAGCACCCCUGCCCGCAGGUGCAGAUCCUGUUCAACGGCGAGGCGCUCCCCGACCACAUGACGAUGAAGCAGCUCUGGCUCUCGCGCUGGUUUGGCAAGCCUGCACCGCUCCUGCUGCACUACAGCAUCAAGGACAAGAGGAGGUAGGGGCUGGGGGCGGGUGCUGCUCCCCCCCCGCAGCACAGCCCUGCUCCUGCCUCCCCCUCCCCCCCUUUAACUUAAUGCCC